CUGGGGACCCUUUGCUGAAAACAAAUAUAUAUGCAUUUAUGUUGAAUGAUAAAUAUUAAAUGUCUGGGUUCCCGUUCUUCGUGUUUCUGUAUCUCACAUAAUAAAUGUCCGUACUAAUAUUCAGUUCUGUUCACAAACGCGGGGAAGCUUUUUUCCGGGGACGACGGUGCGGUGGGACUUGUAUUUUUUUUUCGGACGCUAGCGUAAAUUCGCCGCAAUGGCGGAGGGAACGGCAGCUGCUGUUGGAGCUGGUCUCGAUGUAAACACAGCUGGAAACCCAACAGAAAUCGCCAUGGCUUAUUUACAGGACGAGAAGACCGAGGGAGACAUCGCCAACCUCAACCUGGGAGAACUGGACCUCACCACUGAUGAAUACAUCUUGGACGAAGUGGACAUUCACAUCCAGGCCAACCUGGAGGAUGACCUUGUUAAAGAGGCGCUCAAAACGGGCGUAGACCUCAGGCAGUACUCCAAACAGGUGGAGGCAGAGCUGCAGAGGAUCGAACAGGCCUCCAUCAAAGACUACAUCAAGGAGAGUCAGAACAUCGCUCUUCUUCACAACCAGAUCACCGCCUGUGACUCCAUACUAGAGCGUAUGGAGGGAAUGCUGAGCGGCUUCCAGAGCGACCUGUCCUCCAUCAGCAGCGAGAUCCAGACUCUGCAGCAGCAGUCAGUCAGCAUGAACGUCCGGCUGAAGAACAGGCAGGCCGUACGCAGCCACCUCAGCCAGCUGGUGGACGAGUUGGUGGUGCCGGGAACCAUGAUCUCCACCAUCCUGGACAGUCCUGUGACGGAGCAGGAGUUUCUGGAGCAGCUCCACGAACUCAACAACAAGAUCAACUUUGCCAAAGAGCUGAGCUUCAGAGAGACGCUGGCCUGCUCCGACAUACAGGACAUUGUCGACCGCCUCAAACUCAAGGCAGUAUCGAAGAUCCGGGAGUUCAUUCUUCAGAAGAUCUACUCCUUCAGGAAGCCAAUGACCAACUACCAGAUACCACAGAACACUCUGCUGAAAUACAGAUUUUUCUACCAGUUCCUUUUGGCCAACGAGAGGACGGUCGCAAAAGAGAUACGUGACGAGUACGUGGACACGAUGAGCAAAAUCUACUACAGCUACUUCAAGUCGUACAGCGGCAGGCUGCUCAAAGUGCAGUACGAGGAGGUGGCAGACAAAGACGACCUGAUGGGGGUAGAGGACACAGCCAAGAAAGGUUUCUUCUCCAAACCGUCUCUGAAGAGCAGGAACACCAUCUUCACUCUGGGCCAGAGGGGGGCCAUACUGAGUCCGGCUGAGCUGGAGGGGCCCAUCCUGGUUCCACACACAGCUCAGAGAGGAGACAGCAGGUAUCCCUAUGAGACGCUGUUCCGCAGUCAGCACUACGCUCUGCUGGACAACGGCUGCAGAGAAUACCUCUUCCUGUCAGACUUCUUUAUGGUGGCAGGAAACUCUGCCCUCGACCUCUUCAACAGCAUCAUGGGAAAAACUCUCAGCAUGUUCCUGAAAAGUAUGUCCACGUAUGUGUCCGACUGCUACGACAGCAUCGCCAUCUUCCUGUGCAUCCACAUCAUCCUCAGGUUCAGAGCCAUCACCGCCAAGAGGAACAUCCCCGCUCUCGACAAGUACUGGGAGGCGGUGUUGGAGCUGCUGUGGCCGAGGUUUGAGCUGAUCCUGGAGAUGAACAUCCACAGCAUCAGAAACACAGACCCUCAGAAACUGGGAGUGCUGGACACCAGACCACACUACAUCACUCGUCGAUACGCAGAGUUCUCGUCAGCCAUCGUCAGCAUCAAUCAGACAUUUCCCAAUGAGAGAACCAACACUCUGCUGGGACAGCUGCAGGUUGAGGUGGAAAACUUUGUGCUGAAGAUGGCAGCGGAGUUUCCCUCCAGAAGAGAUCAGCUGAUCUUCCUCAUCAACAACUACGACAUGAUGCUCGGUGUCCUGAUGGAGAGGGCAGCAGAUGACAGUAAAGAGGUGGAGGGUUUUCAGCAGCUGCUCCUGGCCAGAACACAGGAGUUUAUCGAGGAGAUUUUAUCUCCCCCCUUCGGAGGGAUGAUUGCUUUUGUGAAGGAGGCCGAGGCGUUGAUGGAGAAAGGGCAGCUGGACCGACUGAAGAAUGAGGAAGCUCGGAUCACUCAGCUGGUUCGGGGGUUUUCCAGUACGUGGAAACAGUCGGUGGAGUCCAUGAGUCAGGACGUCAUGAGGUCUUUCACCAACUUCAAAAAUGGAACCAGCAUCAUACAGGGCGCUCUGACCCAGCUGAUCCAGUACUACCACGGUUUCCACAAGGUCCUGAACCAGCCGACGUUCCGCAGCCUGGCGGUCCGCUCCGAGCUUAUCAACCUGCACCACCUCAUGGUGGAGGUCAAGAAGCACAAACCCAACUUCUGACAGGGCGGGAUGUGUUAGUGUGCUGGAAAGUCCCCCGGUAAAGAAUCUGCUUCAUAAACAAACCAGAAACAUGAGCAUGAUACGUAGAAACAUCCGGAGUCUGGAGGAGGAGUGGGUUCCCUCCAGUUUUCUCCUGCUUAUUCUGAAGAACUUGAGUCAUACUGUAAAUUUUGGAAAGCAUUAACAAAACAAGACCAGACUCUGUCUCCAUUUUCCCUCCAGAUGAAGAAGACAGUUGGUGCUGUAGCGAGUUUUUGGGGCAGUGGGACGGUGUGUGUGUGUGUGUGUG
Toxotes jaculatrix (banded archerfish) is the source of this 2681-nucleotide messenger RNA. RefSeq names its product VPS52 subunit of GARP complex (gene vps52). Gene Ontology annotation, cellular component: GARP complex. The transcript is spliced from 20 exons. The record is from RefSeq and is a predicted model, not a curated record. Lineage: Eukaryota; Metazoa; Chordata; Actinopteri; Toxotidae. The coding region runs from base 218 to 2392 and encodes 724 amino acids. Gene Ontology annotation, molecular function: syntaxin binding. Gene Ontology annotation, biological process: retrograde transport, endosome to Golgi; Golgi to vacuole transport; endocytic recycling.